Molecule: messenger RNA, 1480 nt
Organism: Bolinopsis microptera
Lineage: Eukaryota; Metazoa; Ctenophora; Tentaculata; Lobata; Bolinopsidae
Product: equilibrative nucleoside transporter 4-like
Exons: 9
Coding region: 92-1480 (462 amino acids)
Biological process (GO): nucleoside transmembrane transport
Cellular component (GO): plasma membrane
Molecular function (GO): nucleoside transmembrane transporter activity; monoamine transmembrane transporter activity
Source: RefSeq, a predicted model, not a curated record
GAUUAUAAUUUAUGAUUGAUAAUUAGGUCCUUUUUCUGUUUAUUGUACCGGUUGAGUUGGUUUAAGUUCUGUGAAAAUAGCACCAGAAAUUAUGAACGGGUGCGUAACAGUAAACCCAAACAUAGAUGAGGCCUCCCUACAAGAGGACGAGAAGGAUACAAAGACCGAACAGGCAUAUCUCAAACAGAAUAAUAACAGCACACUAGAAGCAAACAAAAUGGAUGUAAUGUCUGGUAAUGAUAAGGGAGCUGCUCAGCCAAAAGAUAGAUACAACUUUUAUUUCAUCUCCUUUAUGGUUCUUGGUGCAGGGUUCCACUUGCCAUACAACAGUUUUGUAGCAGCGGUGGAUUACUUUGAAGAAGCUUACAAACGGAAGGAUAUGGGAUUUCUGGUUUCCUCAACAAAUUCCUAUAUGGUGUGUGCGUCUGUAAUUCUCAACGUAGUACUCGUUAACAAGAUUAAGAUGCACGCGCGGAUCACAUUCGGUUACGUGGCUUUCAUGAUAUCUCUAGGAGGUAUGGCUGUGCUGGUUGCUCUUACUAAGUUUGGAGUGGUUGGUCACGAUUUUGGGCUCUAUUUUACGAUUGUUGCAACUAUUUUUACUGGCAUAGGAUGUGGAGUUCAGGAGGCGAGUUACUACGGUUACUCCGGAAUGUUACCGAGCAAGUAUACCCGAGCAGUGAUGUUGGGUGAAGCCUUCUCGGGUCUUCUAGUGUCCAUAAACAGGAUUAUCACCAAGCUUACCAUUGAAAACAACCUUACUAAUACUAUCAUCUUCUUUUCUUUAUCGAUCAUAGGUGAAGUGGCCUGCAUAUUCCUACACCGAUACAUCAAGGAAAGCACCUUUGUUCGUUUUUACGAAGCCCAGGAGCAGGCAGUUAACUUGCAGUCAGUCACAGCCACCUCUUUCACACCACUCAUCGUGAAAGAUGACCAAUCCGCUUGGUCUUCAUUCAAAGAGGGAAUGAGGCUGAGGAUGACAGUGAGCAGGAAGAUCUGGAAGCUAAUGAUAGGAAUACUGAACGUCUACCUGGUCACUAAUCUCCUGUACCCGGGUGUAGCUAGUAUUAUCAAGACUUCCUGGCCUAACGGAUGGUUAUCUGUCGCACUUGUCUUCGCUUUCAAUGCCUGGGACUUCGGGGGCACGAUAGCAACAGGUUUAUCCUACAAGAUGCCGGACAAUAUCCUCCUCCUGACAGGAGCUCUGAGAUGGCUCCUGGUUCCUGUCCUGCUCAUGUGCGUCCUCCCUGCAAACCCCAUAAUCCCCGGGGAGGGGGUCCCUAUAAUAGUCAUGUCCGUUCUGGGGUUUACUACGGGUUACAUGGGAUCCACUCCCAUGUGUGCGGCUAGCAGCCAGGUGGACCUUGAGGAGCGGGAAAUGGCAGGGAAUCUGAUGACAAUGUGCAUGUUAUUGGGACUGACUCUUGGCUCCACAUCUGCCAUGGUGCUGAACACAAUUCUUGGAAUCGAUAAUGUGUAA